UCUUCCCUUUUUAUCUUUUCCUCUGUGGCCGCACAACACAGCUUUCAUACAAGGAGGAAAAAUGCAGAAAAACACCCCUCACAAGAGAAGGCUUGCUUAAUGUAUUUUUUUCAUCAUUUUGGAACGUUCUAUAUACCGGUUCUCGGUUCAACCGGUUCAGCCGGCUCAACCAACACGCAGUUUCAGUAGAUAGAAGUGAUUCUUAUUGAUGAAAAUCGAUUCUAAGAGGCCUAAACUUGAAAGACAUGAAUCGAGGGUUGGGAACAUGGGCUAAUGGAGCUGUAGUUAUCUUGGGUGGAGUAUUCACACUGAACAUAGCUUCUACUGCUACCCUCAAAGCGCUUCACUUCGCAUCUGAGAAGAAACGGAAAAAAGUUGCGUUGCCGUGUUUGGUUUGUAGAGGGAAGGGAUUCUACAUAUGCAAAUUGUGCAAUGGGAACGCCACCAUUGCUUGGUCUCCGAUGUAUGACCCUAUUGCAAUUAACCCCUGCCUUUGUCCUACUUGCGAAGGCAACAGGGUUCAACGUUGUCUGAACUGUUUGGGAAAAGGCUAUGAUUGAUAGUGCUGCAUUUCUUAUGAUUAUUGGUUAAGAACAAUUGAUUCUGAAGUUAGAAUUAAUUCUGUGAGUAGCUUGUAAGUUUUAGAAUUGAUUCUAAUAAUGAAAGAGAAGCUAAUCCAAACAUGCUAUUUACUUC
Molecule: messenger RNA, 696 nt
Organism: Lotus japonicus
Lineage: Eukaryota; Viridiplantae; Streptophyta; Magnoliopsida; Fabales; Fabaceae
Product: protein BUNDLE SHEATH DEFECTIVE 2, chloroplastic
Exons: 3
Coding region: 246-560 (104 amino acids)
Source: RefSeq, a predicted model, not a curated record